AUGCUCGCCAACUUCUUCAAGACGGCAAAGCCGCAACCACACUCACAGCCAAAGACUACUUUCGAAUCAGUGCAAGUUCCUGACCAAGAUAUGGAAGCCGCUUCUGAACAGCAGGCAACGACAGCAGUUGAACAGAACGUGGAAGACAAUGUACUCAGCAAUGGCAAUGCGGACUCACCAGUACACGCGGAUAUCGUGAUAGAACAGCCUGACUCCAACGAUGACUUAGCUCAAAUCCCGAAUACACAAAUCACGAGCGAGCCUAUGCACGUCGAUUCAGAUCAUGUCAGUGCCACAGCACUCUCAGAAGAUAUCAACCACGAUUCAUGUAUGGAUGCUGGGCGCGUUCAUUCUUCUCCAGACAUCACACCAUUGUGGAAUGACUGGGCAAUAUUUUCAGACGAUGACAACCAACCCAACGACCAUCACGGCAUCUUUGCUGAGCCACAGUCUGUUGGAGACACUAGUCGACACCUGGAACGCUCUCCAGCAAGGGCUGACCAGGACGAGUCCGAGGUUUCUGCACUUACCGCGCCAGUCUCGCCUGGUAAUCAACCCUUGGCUGCGACUGCCACCACUACGACCGGUUAUGCUGCUCCCACUUCCUCUUCGGAAUUUGUCGACCUUCCUACACUUCCCAUUCGUUCUCAGACCGCUAGUCCAAAAUGUGGCAGCCACUACACCUCCUUAGCGAACUGGCCACCUCCAGAGCCUGCAUCCUGUGACAAUGCUCAGCGCUUGGACAUCUAUCCACCUAAAGAUGCGCCACUGCACGUUUGGGUACAAGCGUAUGCUCUCAGGUGGGGUACCUGGACUGCUGAUAUCAAGGAUGAGGCAGUUCGUGAGCGAGUCCUGUCAGCUGUGACGGAGAAGAUGAAGGAAGCUUGGGUCACUGCAAUCACUGAAGGUUACUAUGCGCGCCCUACCAUUGAUGAGCAUCAACAUGAUAGUGAUGGCCAGACCAAGCCUGGUCGCAAACGAGCCAUCAGUCCCAGCAAGCAAGGUGCGGGCUUUGUUGUUAUCGAUGGUGGUAAAGACAAGCUUGCUAUCACAAAUGCGGAACUUGCUGAACACAGUCUUACGAUAGACGUGAUCAACGAAAGAGUCAAAUCUCGAGAUUUCGAGGCCGGUGAGCUUCGCUUCAACGAAGUACUAGAAGUCCUGGGCUCCCGCGACAUCGUCAUUACUGAUUGGAGUGCCACUCGCUAUCCAACUAUUCAAGGUCGAAAUCUUCUUAUGUAUGCUUUGUUUGUUGUACAAGACACUCGGACAAAUCUACGAAGGAUGCAAAACCUCCUCGAAAAAUUCACUAAAGAAGUGCAGAAGAAAAAUACGCUAGCUCGAAUCGAAACCUAUCAAGAACGCGAACUUCAACACCUGGCUCUGGCUACCGAACUAGCUCUUCAAGAGCGGUCUCGGUCGAAUUCAGAUGGCAGCGGCUACGCGAACGAUGCUGGCACAGUUGACUUGACGAGCGAGGUCGAUGAGGACGCGAGCGAGGAAGUCGAUCUGGUACAAGACCUUGGCUCCGAAGCUUGUGCUGCAGCCAAACACCUUCUCAUCGAGCUUGCACAGGACGUCCUGCAGGCCGAAAGUGAAGUGAAUGUUCAAAGAGCCUUUACGUCGCGUGAUCUCCAAUUGGCGACAUUCUCUGAGGAAGGGCUGAAGGUCGACAACAAUGAAGGAUUACAAACUGCUAAAGCGCUCCUAGGUCAAAUAUUGCAACACACUUCUCACCUGAUCACUACCAAGCAGCGUGUCAAGAACCAGCAUCCUAAUGAAAUCAUUCGCAUCGGCCACGACAUUCGCUUGACGAAACAGAAGAUUAGCAACCUUCAGCAGAAGCUACAUGUCUGUCUUUCUAAGGACUUGCAUGUCUCGAACGUGACUUAUCUUUCAGACCACGAUAGAACUGCAGCUACUCAAGAUAACAUCGAUCCUCAAUGUCCCAGUCUUCCUUCCUCGAGCCUGUCGACGGUAGGUGAUGCCCUUCACGACACUGAAAAGCAGUCUUCACCAGCUCCAGUCUCAAUGCCCACAAGGACACCUAAUCGAUCAACGAUCCAAUCAGCUUCAGCGAGGGAUUCGUUUCGCCCAAGCAACGAACAAGCAGGAAACAAACCAGCUCAGUACCACUCUCAGAUAUCACCAGGGAUGAGCCACACCACCACCUCGCCAUAUUCCCAAGUUGUUGCCAACCAGAGCGGUGUACCUCAGCAGGUCGCGCCUCCAACAGGUUCUGGCACAGCGUCUGAUCCAUCCCGCCUGAACCACAUUGAGGCCACCCUCAAGAGAGAGUAUAUUAAUCAGGUCUGGCUACCUUUCUUGAACCACACCCUGAUGCAGCAAGGCAAGCAGCCAGUUCAGGGAAGUCUGGAUUCAUGGAGACAGAUCAAAGAACUUCUCUCAGGUCUUGGAUUUUCUGCUGAGGAAAGAAACAACCUUCUCGGUAGCUUCAAGGCUAGAUUCGCACAGUAUUGUGAGCAAAGAGGUAUUCAUGUAACAGAUGGCACCAAAGCACAAUCAUCCACAUCAACAGCCACUACUGCUGCUUCCCCCAUACCAUCUUAUGCCUCUACUUCACAUCAACCAUCCACUAGCUGGCCUAGUGAUGCUGAGAUACUAGCCGCCAUACCACAGCGAGGUAUUCCAGCGAGUCAGCUGCUGCAGGCUUUUGCACCUCGACUCAACCAGAAGCAGUCUCAAUUCAUGGAGACCAUCAAAAGACUCUGUGUGUAUGAUCCAUCCAAUUACAUGGUGUAUCCUAAACAAACCCUUCCUCCUGCGAACCGCAAGUACAAUACCUUGCCACCAUCAGGUCAUUCCUCUCAAGCCACACUGCCGUCCCCAAAGCCAGAAAGACCAGGUCUCGUCAAGAUCAAGCUUCCACCUCAGCACUCCUCCAACUUCGCAGGUCUACCAGCACAAGAUGAGAGUGACUUUCCUGACGAUAUGAAAUCCGAAGAAGUCAACGAAAGUCGUGGCUUCUCUUUCCGACACCUCCCACACGCCACAUUCGAGCAACGACAGCGAAUGGAUGAAGAAAUCGGCGAGUACAUCUCCAAGAUGUGCAAGUCAAGAACGAAACGUCAUUACGGUCAAUACACGAUCUUCACUGAUCCUGACGACCCGUCUGGUCCUCCUGUUGCACAUGGGUUCUGGGAUCUCAGAGAUGGUAGCAAGCUAUCUGGUACGGAAUGGUUUUAUAAUGGUGAAGACAUGCCCGAGGGCUGGAACGCAUAUGGCAACGAUGGAGAUGCGGGGGACGCUCAAGUGCAACAGUCGUCCACUCCUGCAACACCUGCACCACGACUCACGCUCAAGGUUGGAGCGCCAGGAGAUUCAGUGCCAACAACACCACAGUCUGGUCGUCGAGGUGCACAGGCUGAACCAACCUUUGACUCCUAUAACAACCAACAACAACACUUCAAGAGUAUCCCUCCGCCCUCCCUCUACAACAUCCGAGGUCGAACACGACACAUGCAAGGUCAAGCCCAGCCCCAACAAUACAACUCCACAAACACAAACACGAACGCCAACACUAUCAACCCAGCCCAUCUCUUCACCUCUUCUAUCGAUCCAUUCGCCGAAUUCACCACCCAAGACGAAGACCAUGAAGCAGAAAUCGGGACAGGUCAGGCAAAUAAGAGAGCUGGUAAGAGAACUGCUUCUAACAGUGGAGGUGGAAGGAGGAAGAAGAGACGGACGGGCGAUGCUGAUGAUGCUGAUUAUGAUCCGAAUCAGGAUUAG
Molecule: messenger RNA, 3750 nt
Organism: Lithohypha guttulata
Lineage: Eukaryota; Fungi; Ascomycota; Eurotiomycetes; Chaetothyriales; Trichomeriaceae
Exons: 1
Coding region: 1-3750 (1249 amino acids)
Source: RefSeq, a predicted model, not a curated record